Messenger RNA from Marchantia polymorpha subsp. ruderalis, 2905 nucleotides. NCBI's taxonomy places the organism in Eukaryota, Viridiplantae, Streptophyta, Marchantiopsida, Marchantiales, Marchantiaceae. The record is from the annotation of a GenBank genome assembly.
GCGUGCAAUGCAACAUUGUGUGCGUGAGUUGACCAGUGACACCUGUGGAAAAUUGCGUGACGCUUUUCGCCCAUCGACAUUUCACUGUAACCACGCAGUUCCCGGGAAUGGAAACUAUGAAUCGCACCAGCACGUCGACUGUGGUGAUGGCCACACCUGACCGGUAAAGAGAGCACAGGACACCGGAGGCAAGAAUUGUCUGAGAACGAUCUCGACACUCGCUCGUGUCGCUUCUCCGACUUGUGUUUUGGGGCAGUCUGACAUCGUAAUUUCACGUGUUUCGCAAAGUGCACUAAAGGAAUGUUGUCUCUCGACAUCGCGGACGAUAGAAAAUGUCAGCUACUUUUGCGAGGGUUCGAUUUCGCACGGAUUGAACCCAUGUCCUUCGAGAACUUUGCCUUGUUUUGGGUUUCACCGUGACUGUUGUUUGGAUUCGAUCCCUUGGCCUUACAUGUGUGCAGCCAUGUUCUGGGGAAUGUCAUCGCAGCCUUGCAUCUUCUUGGCCUGUGAGAGAAAACUUGGUUAUUUGUGGAGAUCGUUUUGUGAUGUGUAUGAGCGUGUGGUGAGGGCUCAGUCGAUGUGAGCAAGGAAGAAAGGCAGGGUUGCCAAAUUUUGGUUUUAAAUGGAGUAUUGGGAGCCCACUCAGAAGGUGCUGCAAGGAGAACCUCCGCUCGUGAGGCGGCCGAAGUUGACGGAAGCUUUGUUGAAGAAGCCCCCGUUUCGAUUUUUGCACGAUGUGAUUUCGGAGUUGUGCCGACAAACUGGAUUUGCGCGGGGACUCUUUACUGCAGAUGAACUUAUCUCGACAAACAUAAAGGAGAAAGAAAGCAAGGUCGCCUACUUGUGGAAAAUUGUGGACUGCGUUGGGAUAACUCUCAAUACUAAUGUUCCUGCUCGUCCCCUCAAGAUCGUUGCAGGUCUGGAGCCAGAGCAGACCAAUGUCUUUCUCCAGAUGCUUGCAGCUGCAACAAUGGUUGACAGACAACAUAGUGAAAGAGCCGUUGCUCGCGUGUUGGCCGGAGAGAAACAGCCUCCACCUUCUCACAGUGGGCUUGAGUGGAUUCAGCUCUUAAGUGAGGCUAUGACAGCUAGAGACGCGUCCCUGGCGUCCGAGCAGCAGCUACCUCAAACGCCGGAUUCAGAAAUCGAGGCCACCCAGACUAGAGACAAAGAGUCUUCAUCUACGAAAAGGCUACCUGAUGGAAGUACGAUUAUGGGGCUAACAGAUAUGGAACCAGCAUCCCAUCAAGUUCCUAAGGUGUCCAGUUCUUGCAGGUCGGGUGGGAUUUCCUCAUCCGACCAAGAACGAGUUGACGAGCAAUCUUUGAAUGCAAGUUUAGAAACCUCUCCCACUUUGCCGGAGUUCGUUCCAACUCCUCACGCGGUUCCCAGAGCUAUUUACAACCUUUCCAGCGAGCUUUCUCCUGCCUUUACCCGUAGAACGACAUCGAAAGAGAUUACUCCUAAAAUUGUACGACAGAGCAGACCAGCACCUGCACCAGGUUGUGGAUCGAACAGUGAAGCAUCGAUUAAAACAACCGCUGUCACAGAUACUUCACAGCCAUCUCCUCGUGCUCCUGCUUCAGUUGGAUUGUAUGCAAGAUCAGUCAGUGCUGUACCGUCCUGCAACGAAACCAAAGAAACAGCGGCAGUUGAAGAUUCUGUAGCACCAACCCCACGCUUGUGUUCAACUCCACGUUUUCGAGCACCUGCGGUCUGUACUUCACAAAGACCCCAGUCAGCAAGGCCUCAGUCAGCGAGGAAAGCGCCUCCAGUUGUGCGCAGUGCUUUAGACAAGGGUGGAGCCAAAGAAGCGCAAGCAACGCUGUUGGAGAGGCCUGCUUCAGCGAGGUUAAUUUGUAUGAAUGCUCCACCUUCUGAACCAGUUAGGAAGCCAAGUUUCCUUCUUGCCGCAGAGGUGAACGAGGACGAGCAGGAGAACAUGCCUAUUCUUCUACCGCCUCCAAGCAUGCAGGAGACAACAGUGCUGACCUCUGUUGAAGGAGCUGGAAAGCUAGUUCGUGAUAUACUCGAACACACGACAGAUCUUUCAGAGCAAGGAGAUGAGCAUGGAGGUUGUAGCGACGGUGCUGAGGAGACAGGCAUCAUACUGGGCCAAAUACGAGGGACGAGUAUUAAAAAAGGCGAUGUUCAAUCAAGAAAAGAAGAGAUUCGGAAGUUAAGGGAAGCUGUUCAAGUUCUAUGCCAAACUGUGAAUCCUCUCGGAAAAUCUAUUGACCACCUGCAGGAAGAUACAGAAAUCAUGAUUAAGGAGUAUCAAUUCUGGAUAAAAGAACGAGAUACGUACGCUGUCAAAGUGGAGGAAGAGAAAAGAAUCACGGAAGAAAUGCUUCAAGCUGAGUCUGGUAAAGUUCUCGAACUCGAUGAAGAAAUACGGCGCCAAAAUCAGCUCAUAAUUUCCCUCAAGGCUCAGAUUUUGCGAAAUGAUGACAAUAUUGGAAAGUUGCUGAGGAAGAUCACAAAUAAAACCAACAGAUGGAUUUCGCUCCCAUCUGGCCGAUCUGACCAAGGUGUUGCGAAGUGAAUAUCCUCUCUUGUGCGUCACCAAAGUGAACAUCACGGUACCAAGGUCCUCAUGUCAACUGUGAAGAUAUCAUGACCCUAAAGUAUCAAGUCCUAAUAUUCGCCAAAUCUCUCGUAGAUAGUAAAUUAUGUAAAAUAGGGUAUGUAAAAUAGGGUACAAUGCUGCAACAUUGCCAAGAGCUGUUCAGAGUGCCUUUUGCAAUACUUUGUACUGUUUAAAAACAAAACUCAAUGCAGAGAUACUUUGAUAAGAAACCGAUCCUGUUGGUAAACAACAUACGAUUACUCUCGUCAUUCUCUCCAAAGCUGAGUUCUGUAGAGAAGCUUAAAGUUGAAUGCAACAAAAAGGACUUAGUCGUAA